CGUGAUGGAACCUUUAUUACUAUUAAGGGAAGCAAACAAGCGAAGUGAAAGUGUCGUUCUUGAAGGAGACAAUAUUGUGUUUAAAGGCUCCAACAAGUCUUUUCCUCGCAACUUUCCGACGGCCUAUUUUCCUAGUAGGGGACGUGAGAAGCAACCUUAUACACUAGAGGUUGUAUGGUUUCUGUUCCAACACGCAGAUAAAAGCUUUAGAGAAUAUGUUUCUGAGUGUGUCCGAGCUGGAGUGAGUCGCGUGCAAAUUAUCGAUAGCAGAGACUUGAUCGCUUUUUUCCGCGGAGAAUUGGAUACUUGUGCUGGAAUAAAAGUUUCUUCAGAUGCAGAAGAAAGUCUUUCUGAGAAAAGAAGCUUUUCGGCACCGGAAGGACAACGGAAGAAAGAUUUAGAUGGUGCCAUUCGAGAAGCCUUGAAUCAAGAGCACGAGCAACAAACGAUAUCUUCCUUACUUGCUUCAAAAGAGCGACAUUUUAAGAAUCUAGUGGAAAGGAUAAAAAGAUUGAGAAAGGAAUCGGAAGAACAAAUGGCCCCUGCACAAACAGAGUCAAUAGCAUCGAAGAAACAGCAGAUGGAUCCCCGUGGUGAUCGAUAUUCUAUAAGAGAAGACAUGUUUUAUCGUGAAAAUAUUGGUGCCGAAGUUGAUGAACUUGGAAUUGAUCCUUCGGGACGCUUUGGUUUGUCUUCUACCAACUCUGGGACUAACUUAAACGGCACAGGUGUGAUAAAGAGCAAGGAAACGUCUGUUUCGAAUAUACAAUCUGCUAGUUUGAAGGAAAACGUUUCAAAAAAACCGAAGACGAAUGUGACUCCUAUAAUUGUCGUUCCUUCUGGAUACAAUUCUCUUAUCAAUAUACUGAAUGCUCCCGAAUUCUUAGAAAAGGGCCAUUUUGUUCCCUGGCAGUCCCUUAAAGCUCAAGGAAUGACAAAUGUUUCGUGGUCCGUGAAGAUAAAGCAUGUUUCAAAUGCUUCCCAAACUCCUGUCGAGUAUCAGAUCAUAAACAAUACAAGCCGCCUUUCUUCAGAGGACUGGAAACGAGUUUGUGCGGUAGUAUGCAAUGGAGCACAAUGGCAGUUUAAAGGUUGGCCAUAUCCUGGAACUGCCGAACUGUUUGCAGAUGUACGUGGUUUUUAUUUUUAUUUCGACGAUGAGCAAGUAGACCCAAAUGUUCGUGGCUGGGUUGUAAAAUGUUUGCCAAUAAGUCGAAAUAAGCGGCAUUUGGAUUACAGUGUUGCAUUAGAGUUCUGGAGAACCCUAGAAGCCCAUGUAAAGGCCAGAAAACCACAUUUGAAAGUUUGAGAUACUUGGUGGAAAUAUAGUUACAUACAAACCAACGUACCGCAUAUUCCAAGUUAUUGGGAAUACUUUUACCCAAAAUGAGAAGUUCGAUGAAAUGAAACAAAUGGAUAUAUUUUCAGAGUCAAACAUAUUAACAUACUGUUGUUUAACUGAAAAUAAGACGAUUUUCGCAUGAAAUGUCAGUCGCAACUCUUUCUUUGCUGGCUCAUUCCACACAGAUGGAAGCUAGGUUAGAAGCGUUCUAAACAGAAACUUUUCUCAAUAAUCUGCGUCUUGACAACAAGGCAAUGAAGAGUUUCUGUUUUUUUCAGUUGUAAUUUUAUGAAGAACAAAUGUACUGGAACUUUUAGAAGAAAAUAACUGCUAUAACUUGGUAAGUGUGUGAUGAUCUGUCUUCCUAGUCAGAAUAUAAGUCUUGCAGUGAAAUAGUAAUAAAAAUUUUGACAAAAAUGCAAAGUUACGAUGAUAAAGGGAAGGCUUGACUUUCGUAUUAUUUUCUGUAAUUACUUUUUUACUGAAAAAAGCAGUAUGAUUUAUUUAUUGAGCUAAUUACUCGAAGAAUAUUUAGUCAAAAAUCGUCAAGUACGGCCGGAGGGAUUCGAACCCUCGACUUCUUGCGUGUAAAGCAAGCACUCUUGACGGAAUUCUUAACCGCUGAGUUACGGCCGCAACUACCGUU
Messenger RNA from Galdieria sulphuraria, 1988 nucleotides. RefSeq names its product PAF1 complex protein. Gene Ontology annotation, biological process: positive regulation of transcription elongation by RNA polymerase II; transcription elongation by RNA polymerase II. The record is from RefSeq and is a predicted model, not a curated record. Gene Ontology annotation, molecular function: RNA polymerase II complex binding. Gene Ontology annotation, cellular component: Cdc73/Paf1 complex. Lineage: Eukaryota; Rhodophyta; Bangiophyceae; Galdieriales; Galdieriaceae. The coding region runs from base 5 to 1309 and encodes 434 amino acids. The transcript is spliced from 2 exons.